AUGGUCAAGCAAAAAGUUGGAAAAACCUGCAAAACUUCGAAGUUCUCUUCCACAAAAGUGUUCGGCAGAAAACAACACACUGAACAGAAUUGUCAACAUUUAAAGGAUGUAGAUAAGAUAAUAUCGUAUCCUUUUGGGAACCCAUCCAGGGUUUCGAAAAAUUGUAAAAUUGGACAGUUUUGCGGUGGUUGGAUCAAAAGCGCAGUAAUUCGUAACAGCCCUGAAUACCCAGAAGAAUCACACAAAAGUCAACAACCAUCAACCGUGAUCAAAAUGACGCAAAAAAAUAUUGGAUCGAUUGGUUUUUCUUCGGUGGUCUCUGCCGAUACCCAGCUACUUUCGCCAUUUAGACGUGCAUUACAUGACACACAUAAGCACAACUUAUCGAAUAGCUACCAACAAGCCAGUCUGGCUACGUCGGUUGAUCUGGUUGAUCCAGUAACUAAAUUUCCCCCCAGGCAUAUCUUGCGCCAGAAUUAA
Molecule: messenger RNA, 480 nt
Organism: Mucor mucedo
Lineage: Eukaryota; Fungi; Mucoromycota; Mucoromycetes; Mucorales; Mucoraceae
Exons: 4
Coding region: 1-480 (159 amino acids)
Source: RefSeq, a predicted model, not a curated record